AUCCAAACGCAAGAAUCGAUAUGUACUCAUUAUUACGCUGGCCACUUCGAUUGCUAUCGCUGGGCAGAGGAAGAAGCGAGGAAUUUGCCUUGAAUUUGCCAAGAUUUUCGGAUUGCAAAAUGUCGAAGAGUGCAUUGAUUAUCCUGGCACCCGGUGCCGAGGAGAUGGAGUUCACCAUAGCCGCCGAUGUGUUGCGACGUGCAGGCAUAACUGUAACUGUUGCGGGAUUGACUGGAAGCGAACCCGUUAAAGGCUCUCGCGAUAUUUACAUUGUGCCUGAUAAAUCGCUCAAGCAGGCAGUGGAUGCGCAGCCCUACGAUGUUGUUGUCCUGCCCGGCGGAUUGGGCGGCUCGAAUGCCAUGUGCGACUCCCAGGCAAUUGGAGAUUUGUUGCGCGCACAGGAAUCGGCGGGCCGUUUAAUUGCAGCGAUUUGUGCGGCACCAACAGCACUGGCUAAACAUGGCAUUGCCACCGGCAAAUCGUUGACUUCGUAUCCGGCCAUGAAGCCGCAGCUAAUCGAUAAAUAUUGCUAUGUGGACGAUAAGAAUGUGGUGCAGGAUGGCAAUUUGAUUACCAGUCGUGGACCCGGCACCGCCUUCGAGUUCGCCUUGAAGAUAUCGGAGCAGUUGGCGGGCGCUGAGAAGGCCAAGGAAGUUGCCAAGGGUUUGCUUUUGACCUUCAACGAAUAAUGCUCCUAAAUCAUCUCAAUGUUCUAAGCAUAUAGAAAAAGUAGUGAUAAUAAAAAAAUAGUGCACAAAAACGACAA
Messenger RNA from Drosophila grimshawi, 766 nucleotides. RefSeq names its product protein dj-1beta (gene DJ-1alpha). NCBI's taxonomy places the organism in Eukaryota, Metazoa, Arthropoda, Insecta, Diptera, Drosophilidae. The transcript is spliced from 3 exons. The record is from RefSeq and is a predicted model, not a curated record. The coding region runs from base 21 to 689 and encodes 222 amino acids. Gene Ontology annotation, cellular component: cytosol; nucleus. Gene Ontology annotation, molecular function: protein deglycase activity. Gene Ontology annotation, biological process: guanine deglycation, glyoxal removal; protein deglycation, glyoxal removal.